UAGAGUCGUAUCGAAAAUUUCAUAGCAUUGGCUAAAAAUUGAUUCAACUAGUGUAUUAAAAUGGGAAAACUUUGCAGCACUGGAGAGUUUUCGACAGUUUUCGUCGUCUACCUUUUCGGCCGUGCAUUUUGGCAUAAUUUACGACGUACGCAAUGACGUUGAAUAAUAUUAUUGCGUCCAUUAAAACAGUUACAUGGAUCACUAAUGUUCUUUUGUUUCAAUUCUUCUUAGACCAAAUAAACAAAUGAAAUAUCACCAUGCUCCUCAAUCACCUGCAAUGACACCGUCCAAAAAUCCCCAUGCCAGAUCACAAAAGAAAUUCAAUAAAAAGAAAGAGAAAUUGUAUUGCAUUUGCCGCACACCAUACGACGAUACAAAAUUCUAUGUUGGAUGUGAUCUGUGCAGUAACUGGUUCCACGGUGAUUGCGUGAACAUUACAGAGGAGGCGUCGAAAAAACUAUCUGAAUUCAUUUGUGAUGACUGCAAACGUGCACGCGAGACUCAAGAACUAUAUUGUUCAUGUCGCCAACCCUAUGACGAGUCACAGUUCUACAUUUGCUGCGAUAAGUGUCAAGAUUGGUUCCAUGGACGCUGUGUGGGCAUUGUGCAAAGCGAAGCCGAAUUUAUAGAUGAGUAUAUUUGUCCCCAAUGCCAGCGCAACAACUCUGUGAACUUGGCGAAUAUGAAGAAUUUGUCCGAAAACGAGACGAUCGAAUUGAAGAAGCUUAUCAAGCAAAUACAAGCACACAAGAGUGCCUGGCCAUUUAUGGAACCAGUUGACCCAGAAGAGGCGCCCGACUACUAUAAAGUCAUAAAAGAACCUAUGGAUCUACAAAAAAUUGAAAAGAAAUUGGAUACAAAUGCAUACACAAAAUUAUCGGAAUUUAUUGGUGAUAUGACAAAAAUAUUCGACAACUGCCGCUACUACAAUCCAAAAGAUUCAUCGUUUUAUAAGUGCGCCGAAACUUUGGAAGCAUACUUUGUGCAAAAAAUUAAAAAUUUCCGGGAAACUGUGGUUAGUCAAAACUAAACAAAACAAAAAAAAAACACAAACAAAAGAAAGCUAAAUUCACUGUUG
Rhagoletis zephyria (snowberry fruit fly) is the source of this 1078-nucleotide messenger RNA. RefSeq names its product nucleosome-remodeling factor subunit NURF301-like. NCBI's taxonomy places the organism in Eukaryota, Metazoa, Arthropoda, Insecta, Diptera, Tephritidae. Gene Ontology annotation, biological process: regulation of transcription by RNA polymerase II. The record is from RefSeq and is a predicted model, not a curated record. Gene Ontology annotation, cellular component: NURF complex. Gene Ontology annotation, molecular function: RNA polymerase II cis-regulatory region sequence-specific DNA binding.